Molecule: messenger RNA, 1728 nt
Organism: Aspergillus homomorphus CBS 101889
Lineage: Eukaryota; Fungi; Ascomycota; Eurotiomycetes; Eurotiales; Aspergillaceae
Product: putative MFS monosaccharide transporter
Exons: 6
Coding region: 1-1728 (575 amino acids)
Biological process (GO): transmembrane transport; carbohydrate transport
Cellular component (GO): membrane
Molecular function (GO): carbohydrate:proton symporter activity
Source: RefSeq, a predicted model, not a curated record
AUGUCCCCGAACAAUCGUCAAAAUGCCCAGAUGCAUGGUUUAGUUGGCAAACCUUUGCUGUAUUUCACAAGCGUUUUCGUAUCUUUAGGUGUCUUCCUGUUCGGCUACGACCAAGGAGUGAUGUCUGGUAUCAUAACAGGAUGGUAUUUCAAGGACUAUUUCAAUCAACCCUCACGAGCGGCAAUCGGUACAGUUGUCGCGAUUCUAGAAGUGGGGGCAUUUAUUUCAUCCCUACUUGUUGGACGAGUUGGUGAUUUGAUCGGCCGUCGCAAGACUAUCCUUUACGGGUCAAUCGUCUUUUUCAUUGGUGGCGCUUUCCAGACGUUUGCGACAGGAUUGCCUAUGAUGAUGGUCGGCCGUAUCAUCGCAGGAUUAGGCGUUGGAGCACUCUCUACAAUUGUGCCGGUUUAUCAGUCUGAGAUUUCGCCUCCCCAUAACCGCGGAAAGCUAGCGUGCAUUGAAUUUACAGGGAAUAUAUCCGGCUACGCUGCUAGUGUAUGGGUUGACUACUUCUGCAGCUUCAUAGAUAGCAACUACUCUUGGCGUCUCCCAUUGCUCUGUCAAUGCAUUAUGGGCGCUUUGCUUGGCGUGGGAAGUUUGAUCAUUUGUGAAUCCCCCAGAUGGCUACUAGAUAACGAUUUCGACGAGGAAGGGAUGGUUGUUAUCGCGAACCUAUAUGGUAAAGGCGAUUUGCACAAUGACAAAGCCAGACAAGAAUACAGAGAGAUCAAGAUGAAUGUCCUUCUUCAACGACAAGAGGGCGAAAGAUCCUACAGCGACAUGUUUCGGCGUUAUUAUAGACGGGUAUUGAUUGCAAUGUCAGCGCAGGCAUUGGCUCAGCUUAACGGAAUUAACGUUAUUUCCUACUACGCCCCACUCGUUUUUGAAUCAGCAGGGUGGGCUGGCCGCGAUGCUAUCUUAAUGACCGGCAUCAAUGCCAUAUCCUAUCUUGCUUCCACGGUCCCUCCGUGGUAUCUUGUCGACCGCUGGGGAAGGCGGCCUAUCCUACUCUCAGGGGCAGUGGCUAUGAUUGUGUCUUUGUCCUUGAUCUCGUAUUUCAUUUAUAUAGAUGUCACGGCAACACCAACGCUAACCGUCCUAUUUGUCAUGAUUUACAAUGCCGCUUUCGGUGCGUCAUGGGGCCCUAUACCAUGGCUCUACCCCCCCGAGAUUUUGCCCUUGAGCAUUCGUGCAAAGGGCGCCAGUCUUAGUACCGCUGCAAAUUGGGCCUUCAACUGGCUGGUUGGGGAAGUCACACCUGUCCUUCAAGCCGCGAUCAAAUGGCGUCUCUAUCUGGUCCAUGCUUUCUUCUGUGCAUGCAGCUUUGUACUAGUAUAUUUCCUAUAUCCUGAGACAAGUGGGGUCAGAUUGGAGGAUAUGAAUCUCUUGUUCGGCGAUGCGACUACUUCUAUGCCAACUCCAGCGACCCAAGCGGAGCGUGGCUCCUUGAUGAGUGCUGGCUCUCCUGUGCCUUCAUUCGAUAUUAGGCGGCAAUAUGGUCACUUGGGAGCGGAUAAUGCUAUCCCUGGACUAGACAUUGAUCCACCCAAUAUGAACCCUACUGCCUAUAACAAGUCUGUUAGAUCUGGUGAUCCGGAGGAUCAUGUUAGUCGACCAGAGGGAUUUGGUGGCUGGAUUUCGAAUAUGAUCUCUCGUCACAAGGGAUCUGGUUCAUCGGCACAAAAUAACCAGUAUAGCCGUCUUGGGCAAGAGGAAGAGAAUGACUAA